AUGGAAACGCCAUCAAUCGAUAUUCAAAAUAUUCGAGCACAAUAUGGAAAUACGUAUCUUCUUGAAGAAAAUCUCCCAUCAACAAAUCCAUUCACGCUUUUCGAUAUUUGGUUUCGUGAAGUCGCAUCGGAGACAGGCCUGACUCUCGAGGAAAUCAGCCCGGUUUGUGUGUCGGAGCUCCGUCCAUCGUCCAGAAUGGUUCUGCUGAAAGACUACACACCAACCGGAUUCUCAUUCUGUUCAAAUUACUCUAGUCGGAAAGGAAGUCAAUUGGAUGAAAAUCCAAAUGCUUCUAUGUUGUUCUACUGGCCGAAAGUCAAUCGUCAGGUUCGCGUGGAAGGUGUGGUCGAGAAACUUCAAGACGAAAAGGCCGUUAAUUACUGGAACCAAAGACCACUUUCUAGUCGUAUAUCAUCCAAGUUGAGUGUUCAAUCUGAAGUGGUUCCGGACAGACAGUACCUAGAAGCCAAGAGAACGGAGCUCAUUGAGCUAGCUGAGCGUGAAGGAUCCCAUGCCAUCACGAAGCCGGAUUCUUGGGGAGGAUAUCAUCUCGUUCCAAGAUACUUCGAAUUUUGGCAAGGACAAUCCGACCGUCUCCAUGAUAGAAUCGUGUUCGAAAGAGAUGUGGAUGUGUGGCUCCUCAAGAGAUUGUCGCCAUAA
Messenger RNA from Caenorhabditis briggsae, 660 nucleotides. Lineage: Eukaryota; Metazoa; Nematoda; Chromadorea; Rhabditida; Rhabditidae. Gene Ontology annotation, biological process: pyridoxal 5'-phosphate biosynthetic process; pyridoxine biosynthetic process. Gene Ontology annotation, molecular function: FMN binding; pyridoxamine phosphate oxidase activity. The coding region runs from base 1 to 660 and encodes 219 amino acids. The record is from RefSeq and is a predicted model, not a curated record. The transcript has 5 exons.